AUGCCGCGCAUGCAUGAAGAUAUCAAAGCACUCCGAGCCCUGCAUCGCCAUGAGGAUAUACUGUUUAGGAACCAGCAGCUUGACACCGCCAUCAAGCACAAGGCCAACAGCCUCAAUAAGGCGAAGCAGAUGGACCGCAAGGUGAUGCAGUGCUUCAAGGCGUACGAGAAGGCUAAGAAAAAGGCCGAGGACGCCGAGUACGCUUGGCUGCAAGCGUGCGAGCACGCCGUG
Messenger RNA from Prorocentrum cordatum, 231 nucleotides. The record is from the annotation of a GenBank genome assembly. NCBI's taxonomy places the organism in Eukaryota, Dinophyceae, Prorocentrales, Prorocentraceae.